Molecule: messenger RNA, 1776 nt
Organism: Magallana angulata
Lineage: Eukaryota; Metazoa; Mollusca; Bivalvia; Ostreida; Ostreidae
Product: multiple epidermal growth factor-like domains protein 10
Exons: 11
Coding region: 1-1776 (591 amino acids)
Molecular function (GO): scavenger receptor activity
Source: RefSeq, a predicted model, not a curated record
AUGAUACUGCUUGGUGAAACAUCUUGCAAAAUUAUCGUUUUCCUAUGGCUGCUGGCUUUUACCGCUGCAUUCGUCAAUAUUGCACUUAACAAACCGGCCUAUCAGAAAAGACCAUGGACUGCUGACAAACGAUAUGACGCCAGCAAUGCUGUGGAUGGUCGUAAAUCAAACCGGUCAUGGAGAGGUGGAGAGUGUUCUAAAACAUAUGGUGAACAGAACGCCACUUGGUGGGUGAACCUGACUAGCAUCCAUAGAAUCCAUCACAUAAUCAUCUACUACAUGAAAUCCUAUGGUCAUUGGGGAACUGUUGGAUCUUCCGUGUAUGUUUCCAAUACUACAGAUAUAUUAGAUGGAUAUAUGUGCUUCAACGAUAGUGAAUAUGCAGUAUUUACCGUACCUCCCCUUUCAUACAUUUCAUGCUCUACAAAAGCACAAUAUGUAAUUUACUACAAUGAGAAGCGACCAGGGGUUUGGUAUCCUGACACAUCUGAGUAUACGUUUGCUGCGAAUAUGCUAUGUGAAGUUGAAGUUUAUGGUUGUCCCAACACAGGAUUGUACUACGGAAUAGACUGUUGUUCCAAUGUCAAUUGCCGAUACUGUUACAUGGAAACGGGCACCUGUCUGGAGUGUAAACCUGGGUACAUCGGCAACAGGUGUGAAUCAGAAUGUACACAUGGGAAUUAUGGAGAACAAUGCCAGAAUGUCUGUGGACAUUGCAGAGAUAUGCAACAGUGCAAUCACUUUAACGGGACAUGUGUCAAAGGCUGUAAGCCGGGGUAUAAACAACCCACGUGUACACAAGAGUGUAAUAUGGGAUCAUAUGGGGUUGACUGCAAUGAAACUUGUGGACACUGUCGUGAGGUCUAUCAGUGUUCCAAAAGCAAUGGAAUAUGCUUAUAUGGGUGUGACCCUGGGUAUCAAGGUGCAAUGUGCAAAACACAUUGCACUGCAGGAACGUAUGGGAAGGACUGUCAGCUAGACUGUGGUCACUGCAAAAACAUGACACAGUGCCACCACGUGGAAGGGACGUGUGUAACCGGAUGUGAACCAGGUUUCAUUGGAUUUAAGUGUAAAACAGUCUGCGACAAAGGAUGGUAUGGUGAGCAAUGCAGAGAAUCAUGUGGUCAUUGUCGUGACACAAACCGAUGUCUGCAAACAAACGGAACAUGCUUAACGGGGUGUAUGGCUGGGUACAGUGGGUAUUUAUGCAAGACACAAUGUACACACAGGAAGUACGGUGAUAGUUGUCAGACUGAUUGUGGACACUGUAAAGAUAUGGUGCAGUGUAACCACGUGGAUGGGGCGUGUCCAUACGGAUGUGAACCCGGAUAUACACAAGACAAUUGUACAAACCGUUGUGAGAUAGGAACAUAUGGGGUUGACUGUAAUGAAACCUGUGGACACUGUCGUGACAUAAACCAGUGUUCCUUUACCAAUGGUACAUGCUUCACUGGAUGUAAUGCCGGUUAUCAUGGUGCGGUAUGCAAAACAGUUGACGAACUGUCUAGAAGAACUCUUCUGUUCUUUAUCUUUUCGUUAUGCACAAUUUUGGGACUGACAUGGACUUGUUGGAUAAUCUCUGCAAUUUGUAAUAGAAGAAGAAGGCGUGGACAACAAAAGGUCAAACAAAUCGAACAGAAACUCCAAGCUGAAGGUGAACAAUUGGUUCGAAUAUACGACGAUACAAAGUGGAAGAGUCCAGUGGAGAAUCAGAUGUACUUUAAUGUUCCUGAAGACAACGCCUAUGUUGAAAUGAAUCAUGUUUAUCAAAAUUAG